AUGGCUAUUGGUUACCAACAAAUUACGCGUUUUGCUGAGUUGGUUAACAAGAGUAGGAUUUUUGAUGUGGAUAGUAGGGAGAGUGCUUCUCACUACAAGUCCUUAAGUGAUAAGAAUGGAAAAGGGAAAUUCUGCGGGAAGCCUUAUGGUGACAAGAGGAAAGAGAAAGUAGGUUGUGACAAGAAGUCAAAUGGGGGAGGAGCUCCCACUUUGAUUAGAUGUUAUUGGAGUGACAAGACAAAGAAUAAGCAAGCGAAAGGGGAGGUGUUGUUUUCUGGUUCUGAGACUGCUACUGAUGAUAGGCUUAUUCGAGAUACUCAUGCUAUGAGUUCUAUGACUACUUCAUUUGUUUGUUUAAAUUGUUCGUUGAGUAUUUUUGGUAGAUAUUUUAGAAUUGAUCUAGCGUGUCUUCCGUUAGAUAAACUUGACGUUUUUCUCAGGAUGAAUUGGUUGGAAUAUAAUCGUUUUUAUAUCAAUAGUUUUGACAAGACGAUUAUCUUUCCUGGAAUUGGUGUUGAGGAAGAUUUUUUUUGUCUGCCAACAAUAGUUCUUGAUUUUUCGGAGGUAUUUCCUGAAGAUGUAAGUGAUUUACUGUCAAAACAUGAGGUGGAGUUUAUGACCGACUUAGAUCCCAGAAUGAGUCCUGUAUCGAUAGAUCCAUAUUAG
Molecule: messenger RNA, 666 nt
Organism: Vicia villosa (hairy vetch)
Lineage: Eukaryota; Viridiplantae; Streptophyta; Magnoliopsida; Fabales; Fabaceae
Exons: 4
Coding region: 1-666 (221 amino acids)
Source: RefSeq, a predicted model, not a curated record